Messenger RNA from Schizosaccharomyces osmophilus, 792 nucleotides. RefSeq names its product siroheme synthase Met8 (gene met8). Gene Ontology annotation, biological process: siroheme biosynthetic process. The coding region runs from base 1 to 792 and encodes 263 amino acids. Gene Ontology annotation, molecular function: protoporphyrin ferrochelatase activity; precorrin-2 dehydrogenase activity. The record is from RefSeq and is a predicted model, not a curated record. The transcript has 2 exons. NCBI's taxonomy places the organism in Eukaryota, Fungi, Ascomycota, Schizosaccharomycetes, Schizosaccharomycetales, Schizosaccharomycetaceae.
AUGUCUUCUGAAUUCCCAGCAAUUCAGCCCGGAGGGUCAUUGAUUCUAGCUUGGCGUAUACAAGGUAAAAAGGUCUUAGUAAUUGGCGGCGGCGUGGUUGCUUCUGGCAGAAUUAAUCAUGUUUUAAACGCUGAUGGAAUCCCAAUUGUUGUCAGUCCUGAGAGCGGUCUCUGUAAAGAAGUAGCGUUUCGCAUCCAUGAAAAACAGGUGGAAUGGAGAAAUCGAGAAUUCUCUCCAGAUGACAUUACAGAGGAUAUAGCUAUGGUUUUAUCGGCGGUUGAUGAUCCUUCUCUGUCUACUCAAAUUUAUAAGUUAUGCCAGUCGAAACGAGUACCCAUCAAUGCAGCUGAUAUUCCACCAGAAUGCGACUUCUAUUUUGGCGCAGAAAUUCGAGAAGGACCCCUUCAAAUCAUGGUUAGCACAAAUGGAAAAGGGCCUAAGCUUGCUACUAUCAUCCGAGAUCAUAUUCGAAACACUCUUCCAAACGAUGUAUCCGCCGCUAUUACUCAGACCGGACUUUUAAGACAAAAGCUCAGAGAAAUAGCACCUACGCCGGAACAGGGAAGAAAACGCAUGAGGUGGAUGAUUCGCCUUUGUGAAAAAUGGUCCUUGAAUGAACUGGGAUCUCUAAAAGAAGAGCAAAUGGGCAAAUUGUUGUGCCAUUUUCCGUCUUCCGUCCCUACAUUCAAGGAAUUGACGAGUGCACCACCCAACGUUCUUGAGAACUACGUUUGGGCAACCACUGUUCUUUUGGCCGGAGGUUUAAUUUUUGCAAAAUAUUUUAAACACUGA